This is a messenger RNA of Pogona vitticeps (central bearded dragon), 1832 nucleotides long. The record is from RefSeq and is a predicted model, not a curated record. NCBI's taxonomy places the organism in Eukaryota, Metazoa, Chordata, Lepidosauria, Squamata, Agamidae.
CUCCUGUGUCCUGCCUGGGAGGUCCCUUCCAAAAUCUGUGGCACCCAGGCUUCUUGCCUGUCAGCUGAUGAUGCACAGAAGGUGUUGCAAAAUCUAACUCUGCUCUUUCUUUCUUUCUUUUGCAGUAGUCUUUUGCCUUUGAGUAACUGCCCCCAACUACAGUGCUGCCGGCACAUUGUCCCGGGGCCUCUGUGGUGCUCCGAUGCCCCUCACCCACUGUCGAAGAUCCCCGGUGGGCGAGGGGUUGGCAGGGAUCCUUCUGUCUCGGCUUUGAUAUAUAAGGAUGAGAAGCUCACUGUUAACCAAGAUCUUCCAGUGCAUGAUGGGAAGCCACACAUUGUCCACUUCCAGUACAAAGUUACGGAAGUAAAGAUCUCCUGCUGGGAUGCAGUGCUAUCCAAUCAGAGUCUUUUUGUGGAGAUCCCUGAUGGUUUAUUAGCUGAUGGGAGUAAAGAAGGAUUAUUAGCACUGUUGGAAUUUGCUGAAGAAAAAAUGAAAGCAAGUUAUGUCUUUAUUUGCUUCCGAAAAAGCAGAGAAGACAGAGCUCCGUUACUGAAGACAUUCAGUUUUCUGGGUUUUGAGAUUGUGAGACCUGGCCAUCCUUGUGUCCCAUCACGACCAGAUGUGUUGUUUAUGGUGUACCCCCUGGAUCAGGUCUCUGAUGAUGAUGAUGAUGAUUAGAUCCCGUGCAGCACUUCAGUGGGACCUGGACAUGCUUCAAAGACAAGAGGGGGCAAAACAUCCUCUUCUGAGGAAAGGAAAAACAAAAUUCCUCUGGACUGAAACUGCAUUUCUUAUUGUUAGAGUGACCUGUAUAUCUUCUGAGUUGACUUUUCCAUUGAAAUGUGUUACUUAGCAAAUAAUAUAAAGUCUGCACAUGUAAUCGCACAAUAGUAAAUGAAAGGUGAAUGGAGCCCUUUCAGCUCUGUGGUCUGCUGGUUAGCCUAGUGGAAACACCCUGUCUGACACACAGUGGGCGAGAAGCUCGCUGGUGGAGAGAGGGACAGGCUCGUCAGUUGUUCUGUUAGUGUUGGGCUCUGUGUUCUUUUGGCUUUCCUUUUGAGUAACUAUAUUUAUGUGUUCACUCAGGCUCUUAAGCAGAGGGCACACUUUUGAGUGUAGAAGGUGGAGGAACAUGAACACUUUUUAGCAUACUAGGUGGUGCCACUGGCGUAACCAACACUACAGGUUUCAGGAAAACAUUGUCCUAUUCAUAUUCUUAGGCCACAGCUUUCCAUAAGUAGAGUCAACGUAUGAAACUGGCCUUGCUUUUGAGAAAACGAGCUGCGUAAGAUACCUCAGAGGCACUGUGGCAGUGUUGUGUUCUGCUGUAGUAUGUGGCUACAAGCAGCGAGUUGAAAUGUCUGGGUAAGCGCAUGCCGUAACAGGGAAAAGAGGCACGUUUUAGCAUCUAGUCUACCAUGCCUGAGGGAGAAACCUUAUACUUAAUAGCUCCAAUAGAUUCCCAUACAGCCAAUAGAGUUCAGAAUGCUUAUAGGAAACCUGACCUGAUACUUAGCUAUUCUUAGUCUUCAAUCAUAUGCUCUUACUUGGACUUAAGCCCCAUGUUUGCAAGAGCAGACCGCUGAGAAAAAAUACUUCCCCAAAGCAACUCAUGAUUAGAAACAUCAUGCCUCAUCCUUCUUUGAAUAAUAGCUUUCUGUGGAUAUCAGAUUACAAUUAUGAUGCUUACCUUUCUUCAAACAGCUAGUGUCUUGAAACUUCAUUUGCAGUAUAAACUCCCACCACUCUUAUUUGUCUCUUCACUGAUUUCAUUCUUGUAGUGUUAUUCAGAACCACUGACAUCUUUAAAGAGGCCUUACUUACACUGA